AUGGCAAGCGAAGAGUCUGAACUACUGGCUCAAUUGUUCAAUGAGCCAGAUCAGGACUUGAGCUUAGGAGUCUCGUCCUUGUUUUGGCCUGAUCAGGUUCAAAAUGCCAAUACUAGCUCAUGCUAUUGGCCUCAAGAGAAGUGUAAUGCUACUAUUUUUAGUACUACUAUCAGUAGUAGCAGUUUAUUUGAUCAAUCUACUGCCUGUCAAUCUUACUACAAUAUGACUGCAUCCAAUGUGAUGCCUGAAAUUAAUAACGACAACAAGAAUGGCAGUUAUUUCAGUGGUGAAACCAGCAGUGAAGAUGCGGGAGAUUCGACCAUGAGCUUGGCUCAACAGAAGAGAAAGUUGAACAAGCCUGCAGAAAAUGAUAACCCAAAGAAGAAGGUUAAGAUUGGCAAGAAUCAAAAGACGAAGAAGCAUCAUGAGAAGAUUAUUACAUGUGACAAAGAUGAAAAGUGCUCGAGCUCUUGUUGCUCAGAGGAUGAUUCUAACACAUCUCAAGAGAAGAAUGGAGGAGAAAAUAUGGGCUCCGGGUCCAAAGGUAAGAAUGCCGCUCUAAAUCUGAAUGGAAAAGCAAGAGCUAGUCGAGGAUCUGCAACUGACCCUCAGAGCUUAUAUGCAAGGAAAAGGAGGGAAAGGAUUAAUGAGAGGUUGAGGAUAUUGCAGAAUCUGGUACCUAAUGGAACCAAAGUUGAUAUUAGCACAAUGCUAGAAGAAGCAGUUCAGUAUGUAAAGUUCUUGCAACUCCAAAUCAAGCUAUUGAGCUCUGAUGAUCUGUGGAUGUAUGCUCCCCUUGCGUACAAUGGAAUGGACAUUGGGCUUGAUUUAAGGAUCUCUCAGCCAAGGUUAUGA
This is a messenger RNA of Asparagus officinalis (garden asparagus), 855 nucleotides long. RefSeq names its product transcription factor bHLH84-like. The transcript is spliced from 5 exons. The record is from RefSeq and is a predicted model, not a curated record. Lineage: Eukaryota; Viridiplantae; Streptophyta; Magnoliopsida; Asparagales; Asparagaceae. Gene Ontology annotation, biological process: regulation of transcription by RNA polymerase II. Gene Ontology annotation, cellular component: nucleus. Gene Ontology annotation, molecular function: DNA-binding transcription factor activity, RNA polymerase II-specific; RNA polymerase II cis-regulatory region sequence-specific DNA binding; protein dimerization activity. Bases 1 to 855 code for a protein of 284 amino acids.